UGUCCUCCGGCUCCUCCAUCCUCUCUCCGAGGAGGAUGAGUCUGCUGCUCUGCUGAUGGAGGAGGAGGGAAGAAGCUGCUAUAAAUAACUCGGAGCUUCUACAGGUCGCUGCGCUGCAGGUCUGGGAGGCGCUCGCGCCUCUCCUUCCUCUUCCUCCAUUGAUCAGUUGGGUGAGGAAGGCGGAUCCUCUGACGUCACCUUCAAGCAGCUCGGCUGCGUCAGAGUCCAGCUGAGCAGGAGAAGAAGGAAACAGGUAAUACAAAGGGAAGAGGUUCUGGACCGAGCGGACCGGACCGGACCGGAGCGGAGCUGCAGCGGACAGACUGACGGACAUGGAGGAAGAACAGAAGGAGAAAUUAUUAUGGAGCGUCAAACGGGAGGUGAAGCAGAUUAUGGAAGAAGCAGUAACUAAGAAAUUUGUGCAUGAAGACAGCAGCCACGUCAUCGCUCUCUGCACUGCCAUCGAGGCCUGCCUGACUCACCUCCUGAAGAGACGAGCAGCCGGAUUUCUCCGAAGCGACAAGAUCGCCGCCCUCUUCACCAAGGUUGGCAAAGUGUACGACACGGCGGGGGAUGUUUGUCAGAAGGUUCAGGAGCAGCUCCAACAGCAGGCGGGUCUCAACAGGAGAGCCCAGAGCGUCGGCCAUGAACCUCUGAGAAGACAGGGCUCCUCCACCACCAGCCGCCCCCCCCAGCCGCUGUCUGCCCAGGCUAUCAAACACAUCUGGGUCCGAACUGCUCUCUUUGAGAAAGUUCUGGAUAAGAUAGUCCAGUACAUCGUGGACAACUCCAGCAAAUACUAUGAGAGGGAAGCUCUGAUGCACGACCCGGUCUUUGGUCCCAUCCUAGCAGCCCUGCUUGUGGGACCCUGUGCUCUGGAAUACACAAAGCUGAAAACGUCCGAUCAUUUCUGGUCAGACCCCUCAGCCAAUGAGCUGGUUCAGCGCCACCGUAUCCACGGGGCCCACCGCAGCCUGGAUGUGUCCGGCCGCCGGCCUGCUUUGGGGAUCCGUAAGAGGCAGUCCAGCGGCAGCAUAUCAGAAGAUCGGUUUGCAGCGUCUGCCAGAGAGUAUGUGGAGUCUCUCCAUCAGAACUCCAGAACGCACCUCCUUUAUGGCAAAAACAACGUCCUGGUGCAGCCGAAGAAGGACAUGGAGGUGUUACGGGGCUACUUGUCUCUCCAUCAGGCUGUGGAAAACCUCACUCUGAAGUGGACCCCUAACCAGCUCAUCAACGGUACUCUGGGAGACUGUGAUCUGGAGAAAAGCAUUUACUGGGACUACGCACUGACUGUUCCUCUGCGCCAGAUCGUUUGCAUCCACUGUCACCAACGGCCGGAUUGUGGAGGAACGCUGGUACUCGUCAGCCAGGAUGGCAUCCAGCGGCCCCCCCUGCACUUCCCCCCCGGCGGUCACCUGCUGGCCUUCCUGUCCUGCCUGGAAGCCGGACUGCUACCCCGAGGUCAGCUGGAACCGCCCCUCUGGUCCCAGAAAGGCAAGGGGAAGGUGUUCCCUAAGCUGAGGAAGAGGAGCAGCGCGGCGCGGCUGAUGGAGCAGGACAGAAACGGCGAGGACCAGACGGCGGCCGAUUACGUCUUUCGCAUCGUCUACCCAGGAUACCGCUACGACGCCACAGUCACCAUAAACUACCACCACACCACGGGCAGCCGCGCGCCGUCGCUGGACGACGAUGAGGAAGAGGAAGAUAGGCUCCAUGCUAUGAUCUCAAUGAUCUGCUCGCGGAACCUCACAGACCCUAAUGUCCUGAAAGACCAUGGGGAGAUGUUGGAGAUGCAAGGUUUUGGAGGCAGCCCAUCGUCGUGGCAACAGACCGAUGUAACCAGUCACGAGCUGCUGUGCCAGUCCUGCUCCACAGCUGGAAGCAACACAUCGUUCGACUACACAGCCGGCUGCUCCUGCCUGCACCAGCCGUCAGAUAUUCACACUGUUCCACUGAAGAUGCUCUGUCAGAACAUGAAGCGGCAGAUCGUCUCCAGAGCCUUCUAUGGAUGGCUAGCAUACUGUCGACACCUGUCCACCGUGCGGACUCACCUGUCAGCUCUGGUCAACCACAACAUCGUCCCCCCCGACAGACCAUGUGAGGCGUCAGGAGGGCUCAGCAAAGAGGUGUGGAGCAAGUACCAGAAGGACUGCAAGAACUACAAGGAGCUGGAGCUGCUCAGGCUGGUCUAUUAUGGGGGAGUGCAGCACGAGAUCAGGAAGGAGGUUUGGCCCUUCCUGCUGGGACACUAUAAGUUUGGGAUGAGCAAGAAGGACAUGAGCCAGAUUGAUGCCAAGAUCCAGGAGCGCUACCAGCAGGUGAUGCGGGAGUGGAAGGCCUGUGAGGUCAUCGUUAAGCAGAGGGAGAAGGAGAUGCAGUCGGCCAUCUUUGCUAAGCUGUCGUCUGGCAGCAGCAUAGACAGCCACGUCCUACGGCUCGCUCACAGAGACUCCACACUCAGCAAUGAGGUCUUUAUGUCUGUGGACGAGCCGGAUGCUGGGAGCCAGGAGACACCCAUUGGAGAAGACGGCACUCCUGUCAUGACCACCCUGGCCCCGCCCACUGCUGGGCCCCCAGAGGAGCGUCCUCUGGUAGAGUUUGACUCCCCCGACUCAGGCCUCCCUUCCUCCAGGAACUACUCUGUGACUUCUGCUCACUCUCAGAUCCUGUCCAGCAUAGACGACGGUCAGAGCACCGAGGAGGAAGGGGGGACCUCAGUGGGGGGGCGUCAGGACUCUCUGAUGGAGGACAAGCUGUGCAGUCAGCUGGACAAACUGGUGACGAGCGGAGCAGCCGCUGAGGGGAUGUCCGCCUCUCUGUCCUCUUACACGAUCGAGCUCCUGGACACAGUGGCCGUCAACCUCCACAGAAUAGACAAAGAUGUGCAGCGCUGUGAUCGCAACUAUUAUUACUUCACCACUGCCAACCUGGAGAGACUACGCAACAUCAUGUGCAGCUACGUGUGGGAGCAUCUGGAGAUGGGCUACGUUCAGGGCAUGUGUGACCUGCUGGCACCGCUGAUGGUCAUCCUGGAUGACGAGAGUCUGGCCUACAGCUGCUUCACUCAGCUGAUGAAGAGGAUGAGUCAGAACUUUCCAAACGGUGGAGCCAUGGACACACACUUUGCCAACAUGAGGUCGCUGAUCCAGAUCCUGGACUCGGAGCUGUUUGAGCUGAUGCAGCAGAAUGGAGAUUACACUCACUUCUACUUCUGCUACCGCUGGUUCCUGCUGGACUUUAAAAGAGAGCUCCUGUAUGAGGACGUGUUUGCCGUGUGGGAGGUGAUCUGGGUGGCCCCCAGGAUCUCCUCUCGGCAUUUUGUCCUCUUCCUGGCCCUGGCUCUGGUCACCGUUUACCGUGAGAUCAUCGUAGACAACAACAUGGACUUCACCGACAUCAUCAAGUUCUUUAACGAAAUGGCGGAACGUCACGACGUCCAGCUCAUCCUACGGAUAGCCCGGGAGCUGGUGCACAGAGUCCAGUCUCUGAUGGACAACAAGGAACUGGUGUGACUGGGAGGACGGCGUGUGCAGCCUGGUGUCAGAGAGACGGGUUUGUGGCCCUUAGGGGCCCCGCUGGAGGCCCCGGAGUUCUGUUUACAUGUUCCUUCACAUGGAAUGCCCAUGGUGUCUGUUCAGACAUGUGGAUUUGUCUGCAUGCUAGUGAGUUUAAUCACACUGUGAACACAUUCUUCAGUCCCCAGUCCAACAGCGUGUGCGUGCAUGAAAACACACACACGGAGCGCCAGCUGCUCGCCAGCUGUGGCGCAGUGCUGCAGGAGGCCACCAGAGGACAGCAUUCACACAUCGCAUGGUCAGAGACAGAAGACUUUGCCACGAAGAUGCUUUCAUCCGUGACCAAAUGAACUGUGCCAACCACUGUUUUCUACAAGCACGCAUGUUUUUAGCUGCUGGCCCCAUUUUUAGCUUCUGUUCUUGUCUGAUGUCUCAUUGUUACACAAAUGUUGCCUUUACUGACAGCCCAAGGUACUUAGAUGCACUUUUCUCUGAGAGUUUCCUAUUGGUUCUUAUGAAGGAGGAUUGGUUGCAGCCAGUUUUCCUGCACAUGGUGGCAGAUAUUUAAAGCACGUGUGGAACAAAAACAGAAGAGCACAACAGAAAAGGGAAAAGCACAGAAAAAGGCCUCUGAUGGAGGGAAGCAGCUUCUAAAGCUGCCUGGACCAGAGUCAGAGCGUUCAGGGUGACCAGAUCCGCCGGUCGGUCCAUGCAGGGUCUGUCCAUCACAGACACAGUGAUACCUGAGGGAAACCAGUGACGCCAGCAGCCAACGCACUGGAUGGGCUUCCCCAGACUGGGAUUUAAUUCUAUUCUAUUCAGUUUAUUUCUAUAGCUCCAAUUCACAUCAUGUCAUCUCAGGUCACUUUCCAGUUCACCAGAUCAUCCAGUCAGAUUGAUUCAAAGUUUUCUAUCUAAGGAAAACC
This is a messenger RNA of Cyprinodon tularosa, 4441 nucleotides long. RefSeq names its product small G protein signaling modulator 2 (gene sgsm2). The record is from RefSeq and is a predicted model, not a curated record. Bases 333 to 3512 code for a protein of 1059 amino acids. Lineage: Eukaryota; Metazoa; Chordata; Actinopteri; Cyprinodontiformes; Cyprinodontidae. The transcript has 24 exons. Gene Ontology annotation, molecular function: GTPase activator activity.